This is a messenger RNA of Hirsutella rhossiliensis, 1440 nucleotides long. Its product is annotated as aminotransferase class I and II domain-containing protein. The transcript has 3 exons. Gene Ontology annotation, biological process: biosynthetic process. The record is from RefSeq and is a predicted model, not a curated record. Bases 1 to 1440 code for a protein of 479 amino acids. NCBI's taxonomy places the organism in Eukaryota, Fungi, Ascomycota, Sordariomycetes, Hypocreales, Ophiocordycipitaceae. Gene Ontology annotation, molecular function: pyridoxal phosphate binding.
AUGUCGCCUGGGGCUCCUCUGAAAGCUUUAUCUAGAAGAUUAAACAAGCGCCGUGCCACUUGGUGCCUCGUUCCACCUAUAACCCGCACUCUACCAAGUUUCAUUCCGCGACCCUAUUCUACCUACUCGGCACAGCCUCCACCGGAACUAUCCUCGGCCAAGGGAGCCCUCCUAGGAGCUCUAUCCAGAAAUUUAGACAAGCGCCGGGAGACUGGCCGCAUACUCGAGAUACCUGAUCCAGUCGCGCAAGCAAAUGCAGUCGAUUUCGGCUCCAACGAUGUUCUGUCCAUCUCCACAGGCCUUCUCCGAGAGGAACUUUUUCGCGAGCUAGAAGACCACCCUGACUUCGCAGUUGGAAGCAGAGGGAGCCGAGUUUUGGACGGUAACAGUCGGUAUGUGACGGGACUGGAAGCUCACUUGGCGCAGUCGCACAAUGCAAAAGACGCCCUAUUGUUCAACUCUGGCUAUGAGGCCAAUAUUGCUAUUUGGACAACCAUCCCUCAGCCAGGGGACGUCAUCGUCUAUGACGAGCUCGUUCAUGCUAGCAUUCACGACGGCAUAAAAGGCACACGGACUACGCAAGUAUUUUCGUUCCAGCACAAUAAUCCAGCAUCAUUCGAGGAAGUAUUAAGAUCUAUAAAGACUUGCCACCCAGAAAUUGCCCAAGGCAGCAGAACGCUCUUCGUGGCGAUGGAAUCUGUAUACAGCGUGGAUGGCGAUAUUUGCCCCGUCCAUCAAUUCGUCAACUCGGCCAAGGAGAUUUUACCUUUCGCAGAUCGGGUAUUUAUGAUUGAUGAGUCUCAUUCUUGUGGCAUGAUUGGACCUAUGGGUUUAGGUCUCGUGUGCCAUUAUGGCUUGGAGAACGAAUUCGCACUCCGUUUGCAUACAUUUGGCAAAGCGAUAGGCUGCACCGGCGCCGCCCUUUUCUGCGAUCCGGUUAUCAAACAUACACUCUUCAACUAUGCGCGGAACUUUAUUUUCACAACAGGCCCUACCUUUAUGGUGUUGGCGGCAGUCAAAGCCGCGCAUAGGAUCAUUGGAGGCGCCGAAGGGGACCUACGCCGGGAACGGGUUCAAAAAAACAUCUCUCACUUCUACGACUGCCUCCAGAGUCACCCUCAGUGGGAGACGUUCUACCAGACGGGUAGGCUGCGGAUAGUCGAGGAAGACUGGCGAUUGCAUCGAUUCAGAACGGCAGUUACGCCCCUGAUCACUCAGCCCGGAGAAAGUCGUGCGCUGCAGGCUCAGUUGUUAAAAGACGGCUUUCUAGUCCACGCCCUCCAGUACCCAAUCGUCCCCCUCGAUUCAGAGAGACUCCGAAUAAUGUUGCACGCGGAUAACACACCGCAGCAGGUCGAGAGCUUUGUUGAGGCUAUCAUGCGGUGGGCUCGCCAGAGGUAUUACCCCCCUCGCAGUUGUAAGUUGUGUGAUGCAGCAUAG